This is a messenger RNA of Paramecium pentaurelia, 2456 nucleotides long. Lineage: Eukaryota; Ciliophora; Oligohymenophorea; Peniculida; Parameciidae. The record is from the annotation of a GenBank genome assembly.
AUGAAUGCAAUUAGUUCUGCAGAGAAUAAUCUUUUAUUUAAUGGAGAGAAUAUAUAAGAUGGUAUAUGAAUCAAAAAAUAAUUAAAGACUUUUCAAGACCUUUGGGUUUACAUUUAUAAUUCUCCCAAUUUGAAGAACUAUAAAAACAAACCUUUGAUGAGAUAGAUGUCUUAGCUAGUCCAACAAUUAAUAGAAAAUAAAAAGAUCAUAUUAGUAUGUAGAGAUCAUCAAAGGGAUCUGUAUUUCGAUUUUUGAAAAUAUUACAAAAGAAAACACAAUAAUUGAAAGAAAAUAAAAAAAAACUUUCAUUUUUUCAGAAUAUUUAUUAGGAAAAAAUACUUCAUUCGGAAUAUAAUAAAGAAUAGUAAAUACAUAGCAAAUAUGUCUUUGAUCCUACAAAUUUAAUUGCUUUAGUUUUUUAAUUUCUUAAAUGUUUAGUUGUAUUUUUACUUUUAUUGAUUAUAACAUAUAUUUGGAGUUUUGAUGAUAUGGGAUAAUUGAUAGAAAAUAAUAACUAUUUCUAUAUAAUGAUAAUAUUGUUAAUAGAUAUAUCAUUGCAAUUCAAUUUAGCUAUAAUAAUAAGAGGAUAAGUAAUAAUUAAUAAGUAAUUAGAUAAUCUAUGAUAGAGUAAUCAUUUUUAAAAUGUAUAUCUCAAGAUAAUUUUUUGAAGAUAUUAUAUUUUUAGUUUCUUUAAUGUUAAUUAUUCAUACAUCAUAAAUAAUUUUUGUAAUAAUAUUUUAUGCUAAUGGUAUUGGAAUGCUUUUUAAAAUAAUAAAAAAACUUGAGGAUGCAUUUGAUUUAAGUAUUAAAACAACUGAACUAUUGAAAUUGUGGAAACUACUCUUUUUCAUAAAUUUAUUGGCUCAUUUUAUAGCUUGUAUUUGGUAUUAUAUUGGAUUAAAUACAAUUGAUGAUAAUCAUAAUUGGUUAGAUUCUAAAUAGAUUAGAGGAGAAUCUAAUUUUAUAAAAUAUAUUCACUCUUUUUAUUGGUCUGUAGUUACAAUGGUAACAGUUGGAUAUGGUGAUAUCACUCCAUAAAAUUAUUUAGAAAUGAUUUUAUGUAUAAUAAUAAUGUUUCUAUCUUGUGGAGUGUAUGCUUAUUCAUUGAAUACAAUAGGAUAAAUAAUAUCAAUAUUAAAUCAUGAAUCAGAUAAAUUGGAGAGAAAUUUUAGAACUUUAAAUAAAUAUUUUAGAUAGCAUAAUAUUAAAGAUGAAUUAUAAAGUAGAAUUAAGAAUUAUUUAGAAUAUAAAUUAAAAGAGGAAGAAAAAUCUAAUUAAAAUGUAUAUAUCCAAAAUAAUUAAUAUAGGUUUAUAAAAUUUUAGAUUAAUUAUCUAAUCAUCUUAGAUUUAAAAUAAUAUCUGAAAUCUAUUAGAGUAUGCUAUCAAAAUGUCCUCUUUUGUAAACAAAUUUCUCUAAAUCUACUCUUUAAAAUUCUACUUCAUUUCUUGAAACUUUAAAUUAUGAACCUGAUGAUUUUAUAAUUAAUUAAAAUACAGAGAAUGAAAAUGCUCUAUAUUUUAUUGAUUAAGGUACUGUAGAAUUGUAUGAAUAAAGAACUAAAACUUAAUUAACAGAAUUCACAUCUGGAGAAUCCUUUGGAGAAUAUGAAUUCUUUACUAAUUCUUAAGCAGCAUUUACAUAUAAAUGUAAGACACAUACAAGAGUAUUUAAACUUUCACGGUCUAAAUUUUUAGACAUUUUGAAUAAGGAUGACUUUGAAAUCUUUCAUUAAAUCAAACAUUCUUUUGAAUUCAAUAUUCCUGUAAAAUAUUCAAAGUGUAUCAUAUGUCAUUAAAAUGAUCAUUUUGUUCAUUAAUGCAAAUUGUUAUUUUAUAAUCCAGACAUUUCUAAAAUGGUGAUUAGAUAAUAGAAUAUCAAAUAAAGGAGAGAAUUUAAGCAGAGAAGAAUACAAAGAGAAAAUACCUUUUCUUUAUUAUCCGUAUUAACUACGUUUUAUUAUUUUUAGUAAAUCUAAGAGAAACAAUUUGAGUAUUAUCAACAAUAUAUAUAGGAAUAUUCUUAAAAGGAAUUUUUAGAUGAUGAAAAUGUAAUAAUAGGAGCUGAUUCUCAAAUUACAUCAUUGAUGUACAAUACUUUAAAGGCAUCUGAAAUUUAAAUUCAAUAAUAAAAUUAAAUGGAUUAUGGAAAAGAAAUGUUACAUACUAAUAGUUUAAGAAAAUUAAAUUCUCAAAAUGCAAAAACCAAAUAAUCUUUACCUGAGACUGGUAUUAUUCAUGAAACAUUUAAUAAAAUAAAAAAAUCAACUGUUAAACUACCUGACACAAUUUAGAAUUAAACAAUUGUUUUUGAUAAAAUGAAGGACUUUAAUUAAUAUUUUAAUGAAAAUAAUUAUGAUUAACAAAUUCGUAAAUAUAAUUAGAAUUAUAUGGAUCGAGGUUUUCUAUCUACAAUUAAGAAAAGAACAGGAAGGGCAAUGAGAUUUAUUUAAAUAUGA